Molecule: messenger RNA, 2824 nt
Organism: Panicum virgatum (switchgrass)
Lineage: Eukaryota; Viridiplantae; Streptophyta; Magnoliopsida; Poales; Poaceae
Exons: 6
Coding region: 344-1927 (527 amino acids)
Source: RefSeq, a predicted model, not a curated record
GGGGCCGGCGCGGCAAGCCUCUUGCGCCGGCGAUGCGCUCCCGUGGCGGCGGAUCGAAGAGGCGGCGGGCGGAUGAGGGUGCGGAACAGCCCGAUGCAGGCUCGCUGAGACCCGAGAUGGAGACGAGGUGCAGGGCAGGGAAGGAUUCUGCAAUGGCGCUGCCACUCGGCGCUUCGUGCUCGAAGAAGCGGCGGGCCGGCGGGGUUGCGGAGGGAGGCCGGGCCGAGGCGGCGCCCGAGAUGGUGGAGGACCGCAUCUCGGCGCUGCCCGAGGACCUGCGGCUGCGCAUCCUGGCCCUGCUCCCGCUCAACUCCGCCAUCCGCACGGGCGCGCUCUCCUCGCCAUGGUGCGCGCUCUGGGCGCGCCGCCCUCCCUCGACCUCCACCACCUCCCCCUCGACGACCCGGACCGGCUGCUCGAGUCGCUCGAGUGCCGCGGCUGGCGGCGCCUCGACCGCUUCGCCCUCACCAUCCACUUCGGCAGGUACAGGUUCCCCAGCCCCCACCGCUACCUCAGCGACAAGGACAUCCACCGCUGCCUCGACUACGCCGCCGCCUGCUGCGUCGAGGACCUCCACAUCGACAUGGACGAUCAUUUCAUGUGGACAUGCUCCAGCCUGAGCUUCCCGUCGGGGUUCUCCCGCCUUGUGCGCCUUUCCCUCCUCCGCGUCGGCAGUGUUUCCUUCGGCUACUCCCUCAGCCCCGAUGCCUUCCCAGCGCUCGAGGUUAUCCACCUCCGCGCCGCCCACUCGGUUAACCUCAACCACCUUAUUUGGGCGAGCCCCCGCCUUCGAACACUUGACUUGCGCUACUGCCAGUCCCUCGAUAACGCCAUCAACAUCAAGGCCGCGCGUGGUCACCUGUGGAGCAUUACCGUCGCGGAGUGUGGCCGUGUCAGGCACAUAUACGCCGGCACGGCGUCCGGCCUCAUCUCCCUCCGCCUCAGCAGUGCCUUACUCCCCACCUACGACAUCCUGUCCACUGCGCCGCUUGAAGACCUUUACAUCUGCCUACGGGGGCGCAACUACAAUCCUCUCAAACAAUGGAUUCAGGAGCUUCCCAACCUCACUAACCUCACAGUCCUCACCAUCUGCAGUGUCGCCCUCCGGAGAGUUUUUGCGUUGGCUCGUUUCGGCUCAGCUACUUGUUUGACCAAGUUGAGGAACUUGCCAAGCUUAAGAGAGCUGCAGCUGCUCAUGUUUGCAACGGCCAGCACCAAUCUCGCCCAUAUCUAUAUGUUUCUCAGGACGUGCCGGUGUCCCCAGCUAGAGAGGCUCUUUGUGCAGCUCCCAACAAGCAGCCAUGAUACUUCCGUCGGCAAUUCCUCGGAGGUAGUAGAGGAAGAUGAGCCAGCUGAAGUUUCUGAGGAAGAUCUGGAUCAAGUGCUAUCUAAGGAAGAUGAGGCAGAUGAAGAGCUAUCUGAGGAAGAUGAGGCAGAUGAAGAGCUAUCUGAGGAAGAUGAGACAGAGGAAGAGCUAUCUGAGGAAGAUGAGACAGAGGAAGAAUUAUUGAAAGAAGAACGGGUACAAGAAUAUAUGCUAGAGGAAAGGCUAUUAUACGAGGACGCGUAUGAGGAAGAUCCUCUUGAUGAAAAUGUGCCACAGGAAGAGCAAUCCGAGGAAGAUUUGCCAGAGUAUGGCUUAAAUAACCUUAUGAUUGCAAAGAUGAUGAAAUUCAGGGGCCACUACUUUGAGAUGCGACUCGUAAGCUUCUUGUUGAGGAAGGCUCCUGGUCUCAAGAAACUGCUACUGGUCGCUCCCAAGGGGCACAUAAAAGCACUUGGAAAAGGCACAUUGGAUAUAUCACACUUUAUAGAUUCAAAAUUGCCGCGUUCCAGGAAAGCUUCACCAGAUGCUCAGAUAAUUCUAAGCGAAACAGAUUUUGCUGCAAGCCAGCCAGUCCAUUCAGAUGUGUUUGCCAGGUUUUAGUUUUCUGUCAAUUAAAGUAUACCAGGUCACAGUUAAAAGCUUAUCCAGUAGUGUGCAUUGCAAAUGGGUUGGAUGUGCUUUUGGGUCAUUAUGUAUGAAAUAUAGAACAAGGAAGACUGAUAUUGCAGUGUGAGCUGCAGACCCAAUAUUGGUGUGGCAGUGCCUCACACCGUGAGGGGUCAGGGAGUUUUAUCUUUAAACGUUUUGUUUUGCUCCUUGAGCCUAUCAUUUUUUCAUAUUCGUUAAGUCACCUUUGUUUUCCUUUUGCAAGUCUGCUGUUCUUGAAGAAGAAGACGGCUAUUUAUAUGUGUACACUGUCCCUCGUGUUUGCUAAGAACAGACUGAUCGGAAUUCAGUACAGCAACUGGACAAGAGAAGUCCCAUAAAGUUACGUCAUUCAGAAUGCAUGAAUUUUCACCGACUAACAGGAAUUGAAUAUUUACUCUUAAGUUUCAUGCAUUUGGAGGAAGGAAAAUUCUAGUAUGUUAAGCUGGCUGAAGGAUGCUCUAGCAAACAUCUGCAUUAAUUAUUGGGGGUGGCUUCGCCGUCGCCGGCGAAUAUCAGAGCCAGAAACCAGGCCACCAGACCAAAAAUUCACAGCGGGGGUCAAUGAUGCUUCUGAAAAACUAAAAGCCCGGAAAAAGGAACAGAUGCUGCUGGGUUUUGUUCCUCAGGAAAAGGGAAUACUAACACAGCGAAGACGGACUGUACUGAUUAGGCAGCUGCGAAACAUGUAUUCUCGAUAUUCAGUAACACAACAGAACCGUGUACAAAAGGUACGGGAGGUGAAAGAAAGAUAUGCCAGAGCAGAUUCUAUAACCCACGAGGGGGUGCUUGAUCCAAUCUUUUAGCAUUGCAGUUUGAAGCGCCCUAGGUGUUCAACAAUCACCAUUUGCA